GCUUAAAUACAGCAUUGAACGUCCUUGGUUGUAUUCUGGUGGGAUUGUACUGUAUUAGUUCUACACAGCUGAUAUAUCUUGAUGGAGUAUGACCCGGCUUCACCAACGGAUGAGUUAGAGGAUUGUUCUCCGUCGCUUGAUUUAUCAGCUAUUCCACUACCAAGUAUGUGAUAUUUAUAGCGAAAUCUAUAAUUAACUAAUUCUUAGGGCCAAUUAAUGUUCCUAUACCAAAGAGUGUCAGUGAUGUAUGUAAUAUCCCACUACCGCCGGCUGUCAAAAUAGAAGCUUCUGACAUUCCCUUACCAAAUCUCAAUCUAACAGUUGAAAAUGUAGAAGAUAAAGGACCGCCGUUUUAUCCACGUUUGUCUUCUUAUCUCCCGAAGUCUGACACAAUGGAGUCCUUAGGACCUCUAAAAUUUAGUAUGCGAAAAUCUACCAAGUCUUUACCAGGUUCAGAUGUGCCUACAGAAUCAUCCGGGGUUUUCGAAUCAUCUAAAGAUGUAAAAGUUGAGGAGCCUAAAGCCAUGCCUAAACUCCAAGCGAUGAUGAAAAGGUCAAAACCUUCUCAACUCCCUGUCGGUGUCUUACCUGCAAAAAACAAAUUGCCUGCUACUGAGGUCAAGACCGAUUUAUUUCUACCAACUAAAGAAAGUGAGAAUUUAAGUUCUACUUCAGAUCACACAAAAGGUUUACUGUCUCAUCCUCAUUCUGUUCCAUCUUCUGAAUCCAGUGAUCUUCAGUCUACUAGUUCUAUGAUCAGUUCUGGGCAACUGAUUCUAUCCGGUACAGUUGACAAGUCUAUGGUACUUAGUAAUAAUAUUGCGAAUAAAGCACAUAUUCCUGGAACAAAUUUACCAUUGAAGGCCUCUCCAAUACCAAAUUUAAUGAGUUUAAAUAUCCAACCGCUUCACCACUCCGUACCGAUCGUUGCCACUCGAAAUUUGAUCCAUGCUCAUGCUACUGAUCCCACUCUUGUUCAGGCGUCGAUACCCCCAACUGCUGGAAUGCAGUUUGUUAACCCCCAAAAGUUUAGAUCUGCGCAGAUGAUUGCUACUCCGUUGAUAGCUAAUCCGGCUGUUGCGAAUCAGUCUCAACAGAAUGAGGAGACGCCGAAGAGCAAAAAUGGUCGUCGUCGGUCAAGAUCACAUUCCCACAAGUAUCCUAGGUCACACAGACGGUCUCGUUCUAGAAGGUCUAGUGGAAACCGACACUCACGACGUCGUUACUCAUCUAGCUCGUCGAAUUCAGUGCACCGCUCUAGCCGUGCUCGCCACAGAUCGCGGUCAUAUCAGAACUCUAAAGAACGUCACCGUUCAUCUACUGAUCACGGUCAUCUUAAAGGUAGUAGGAAACGCAGUAUUGAUCACAAACGAAAAUUAGAAGCCUCUGAAAGCAUAGGAAAACGGGAAUCAGACAGAAAAAAAUUCCCCACAUCUCAGAAAAAAUUAGACCAUAAAAAUUCACACUUGGAAGAGACAAAGAGAUCUUAUCAUCGCUCAGGCACUCCAGAAAAAAAAAAGAAAGUAUGCGACAAAACUGAACGAUCAUCAUAUGUUAAAAAAAGCAAGACUAGCACAAAAAAUGCCGUUGCUCGACCCGUCGUCAAGAGCCUUACAGAAAAAGUAGAUUCUGAUGUUAAGCGGGAAUCUGAUAAUGUGCAAUACGUUCAGACGCAGAAAUUAACUUCACGUAUUACUGGUACACUCGAAGAUGUUUACCGUAAGACCCAUCCAAAACCGGGUUACAGACAAUCAUCAGAACAAACUGAUAGUGAUGAUCCCUCGAAUAGUAGCCCUAAUUCAUCAUCAAACAGCGAAAAUCAAUCUCCUUCUAGAAAGCUUAUGUCACUUAAGCAUGAACAGUCGAGUAAUAGUAGCUCGACGGAUUCCGACUCAAGUCAACAUGGGACUAAUCAUUCUACCAGUGAGGUUAAAAGUCGCCACAGUGAGGUUAUUCGGAAUGAACGACAAGUGAGUAAUAUGAAAUCUCAAAAACGGACGUCACAGUCACUCCAUCCAUCCAAAAGUGUGAAUAUAGGUAAGGCUUAGUCGCUACGUUGAGUUUUGGAACUACUAAUGAAAUUAUCACACUUCCCUCUAACAAUUAAGUAAACUGCUAUCCAUACAAAUCAUUCAGUACUUUGUAUCUACGCCCUUGAGGUUUCAUGACAGAUCAACUUUUUGUCUUCUUGAGUGUUGAUUUAAUUACAUCUGAACCUGUGUGUACACUUUCCGUUUAGGUCAAGUAACAUCAGUCUACAAAGCGCUGAGUGUAAUUUUCAGCUGUAUUUUUAAACCUUGUACAUUUUGGCAAUAAAUUUUGUUUCUCAGCUGUGGUUUUUUAAGAAAUCCUGUCAGAGUGAAGUUGUUAUUCUUUGGCGAUAUCUUUUGGGGUGUUUCGUUUAUCGAAUGAUUAAGUUAGACAGUUUUAUUGCGGGUAAUUUGUCAUUUGUUUACUCGUUUGUGUUGGUAGUUUGUGAUCUCUGUUUAGGCGGAGUCUAGUACUCGUUAGCCUUAGCCACCAUUCGCAGUGGUUGGUGUGUAGUCGUGUGAAUGUUGGUCCUUCCGCUAAGAUUAUUUCUUAGGGUUUCCCUAACAGAUUUUAUUCGAAUGUCUGGAAAUUACCUUUUGUUUUGUAGAUGAAAUACCACUACCAUCUCCACCUAACAAUAUACCAAAUUGUAUGGAAGUUCAGCCGGCGGAUAGCUAUGUCAUGGAGUCGGAGUCGAAUGUGGAGUUGGACACAGUCUGUCCACAUAAUGUAGAAGUUGAUAAUGCUCAGAGCUGUCCUGGGGGUGAGUUUAUCGUCACUGCCAAUGACGUCCCUGAACCCAUCUCAGUUCCUGACUUAUUUUCUCAUGUUUCAAGUGAACCUAGUUCCAUCAACGAGUCAUCCCAGCAUUUGGAUAUGCAAGGUGUUCAAAAAAUGUUUGAGGUGACUGAUGGCAUCCAGUCACAACCUGCUAGAGACCUGGAUGUGUUAGAUAUCCAGUGCUCUGAAAUUGUUGAACACGUAGAUGGUACACCACUAACAGUUGUCAGUACACAGGACAUUAGGCCAUGCGAAUCAAAAUACGACCUACGGAAACGGAAGAUUAAGCCUCAUAUCCCGAUGUGUUUUCUGUCCAACACUCUCAAUCCGUAUGAAAGGUUAUCCGAUUAUGAUGUUGAUCUUAGCAGCAUUUUUUCUUCGUAUCCUGGGGCACCUAUUCCACAAUACACUCACUUGUUGAACAAUGACUACAGUCUUUUGAGUUCAACCCGUUCAUCGAUUCCCAGUAAGUCAACAUACUCGGGGAGUGGUAAGCUUCUUGGGGCAUCUGGAUUGCGUGCUAGUUCAUUACACUAUGAGAUGCGACAAUGGAUUUGUGAUUGCGUCGCUCCUACUCCAGUAGAACUUGAUCUAGGCAUACUUUCCUGUGGUCCUGGUUGUAUCAACCGCGCUCUGAAUAUUGAGUGCGGACCGCAUUGUGCUGCUGGUGAUUUUUGUAGUAAUCGUCAGUUCCAGAUGAGGCUUUACGCUCCGACAAGACCUUUUUAUGCGGGUAAAGACAAAGGGUGGGGACUGAUGGCAACAGAUAACGUCGAAAAAGGAUCUUUUGUAAUUGAAUAUGUGGGGGAAGUAAUUGACUUUUCUGAAUUUCGUCGACGUAUCCGGCGGUACGAACGCCUGGGUCACGCUCAUCACUACUUUAUGGCUGUGGAGUCAGAUAGAUUCAUCGAUGCUGGUAGUAAAGGCAACUGGGCAAGAUUCGUAAAUCACUCAUGCGAACCCAACUGUGUUACUCAAAAGUGGAGUGUGGAUGGUGAAAUACGCAUUGGAUUUUUCGCUAAAGAAGAUAUUCCAUCUGGUCAGGAAGUAACCAUAGAUUACCAGUUUGUCCAGUAUGGGGUUUCUGAACAAAAGUGCUAUUGUGGUGCGUCUACCUGCUCUGGUGUAAUGGGGGCGACCAGCAAAUAUUUGCAAGAGAAAGUUCGCAUGAAAGAUACUACAAUGGUUGAAAGACGCAUUCUCCAACUCCUUCAAUUAGAUUCGUUCAGAAAUGCAGACGAUAUAACUCUGUUAUUACAAGUUAUGGUUCAAGAAUGCCUUACAAGGUACACUCGACUGCAGCUUCUCAACCGUCUGAUUAAAACAGAAAACGAUGCUUGUCUUAAACUUUUUCGACAGUAUAAUGGUCUCGAUAUGUUGGCGGCCUUUAUGUGUGAUGCAGCGCCAAAAGAUUGGGAACUCAAAAAGCAGAUAUUAGUUUGCUUGAAACACAUCCCUGUUUCAGAGCAAAAACAGGUACAGUCGAAUUCACGCCUUAUGGAAAUAGUAGCACAGUGGACUUCCAAUCCUCACCACUGUCGAGCACGUAGUAUUCCUCCAGAGUCGUGGAAGAGUGCUGAUGUACAUAUAGCAGAUACUUCAAAUGUUACUUUGGUUAAAAUUUCCACUGAUGAACUCCCUAUGGAAUCGAAUUUUGACUCUGAUGAAACAAAAUCACUUUCUAAGAGUACCAAAAACAAUGAAUCAUCUUCCAUACAAACAGGUGAUAAGAAUAGUGAUUUUGCUGCAUCACCUUCGAGUUCCGACUCAUUUAGUUCUUCCUUGAAGGAGAAUGCAUCAUGUGUGUUGCAUGCUUCGACACUUCCAGUUUAUGAAGAAGGAUGUAACGCUGUCAUUCAAACUUCGGAUUGUGAUAUGUCUCCCGUAACUCUUGUGGAUGACGAUAAUGGUGAAAUUGAAAUCGGAUAUGCAGCUGACGACAAUGAAAUAAAUAUGGAUACUGAGGAAUGCAAAACUAAGACGAAUGAGGAAUGGAUAGAGGAGAUCAAGGCUUUGGCUUGUGAACUGCUUGAAAAAUGGUCUAAAUUACCGAAGGAAAACUACCGGAUACCGCGAUUGGAGCGUCAAGAAACCGAGAAAAUGCUUCAUAUAUCAAAUCCAAUUGGUUCUUCUCUUAUCUCUUGGGGAUCGGAAUACAAAGAUGAUCAAGCAAUAUCCAAUAAAUCUUGGACUCAGAAUAGUAGCAGUAAAUUCCAGUCAAAUAAAACUUUGCGUGAUAAACUGGUUUCAUCUUUCAUUCGAGAGCAGAAUGGUCCCAAAGCAUCCAACAGUUCGUCAUGUUUAUCAAAAGCUGAGAGACGUAUGCUUUUCGAAGCUCAAGUUAAAGCUAAUGAAAAUCAAAGUUCAUCUGAAAAUUCUGUUCCUACAUCAGAUGAUUUUGUGCAGACAAAUCCGUCUAAUGACGAAAAGGAUACAGAUCAUCUUCGUCAGCUAUUACUCUGUGCACUUUUAAGUGAGUGCGGUCGAAACGAUACUGCCCUUUCAAAUCUUUUAUCUAACAUAGCAGUAGAAUUGAAAAGCAUGCCUGUUGUUUCUACUUUGUUACAAGCCUUACCUCGUAUGUUGACUUUGAUGUCCAGUUCCAACGAUUCAGAUUUGGUUACGCGUCUUUGUAAAGAACUCAAACGGUAUGCUGAUGAUGACUUAAAUUCAUUACCUGCGGGCUGGAAAUCAGCUGCUGACUCGAGUGGGCGACUGUAUUAUUACAAUAAAGAAACCAAUAGUGUUCAGUGGGAGAAGCCAUUAAUAAAUGUCAAUGAAAAAGAUGACAAAAAUACCCUUACUGAAGAGCAAUAUGGACAGAUGAAAAGACAGUUUACUCAUGAGGUUGGAAAUUACAUUUUGCGUCUUCUGAAGCCCUACAGACUACCUAAUUGUUUGACUGGUCGUAUAGACUCAAGUGAAGACUUUUUGCAUAUAACAAAAAAGUUAACUCAUUCAUUUGUAUCGAAGGAAUUAAAACGAUCAUCAGUUAGUUCACCACCAACUUUUUCAAAUGGACUUCAAGAACGUAUACGUUUAAGUGUCACACGAUAUAUGACUUCACGAGGGCCGGUAUAUAAGCGUAAAACAAAAAUCAAUAAUCCGAGGUGAUUUAAUCAAAUCUGUAUAUAGUCAGAUUUUUCUGCAUAUUGAAGAGCAAAUAUGGUAUAUAACUAUCUAUAUCUAUAUAUAUAUAUACUUUGUUACAUUAUAUGUGUGAUCGUAUGUCUUUUUUCUUUUCUUUUUAGUGAUAAUUUAGUUUAUUCAACUUAUAGCUUCCAUGGAAAAAUAGUAGGAAUUUUCAAUUUUUUUUUUCUCUCUCUCUUUUUUUUUCUUUUUGUUUUCAAUAAUUAAAACCAAUAUUGUAAAUGUUAAAUAAGACAAAUACUUAUUUAAUGGCAGCAUUUUGCUACAAUAAUUAUUUACUACCGGUAAAUUGUUUGGUAUUUAAAUUUAUUUUUCUCAGGUUUAAACGAAUAUAAUUGUACAUGAUGUUUUUUCUUCUUUUUUGUGUGUGUGUGUGUGUGUUUGUUUUAUUUGGGGGGGGGCGGGAGUCCUCUUUUCAUAGGAAUUAUGAUGAAAUGUUAAUGUUUGUUGUUGUUGUUGUUCUUCUUCUAAUUGAAGUUGUAAAUAAUGAAUGGCUGUGUUUUUAUUAUUGUGAAUAAAUUUAAUGAACAUAUUAAUCAGGAUAAUAAUUGUAGUUGUUUUGUUUGUUUUUUUUUUCAUGUACAUCUAUCUAUCUAUCUAUCUAUUUCUUAUUUAUUUACUACAUGGACUUCUUUAUUCUAAUGAUAUUUUUUAAACUGAUCUAGGCAGCUUUUAAAAUUAACUAUAGUAUUGUUUCCUCCCUUCCCCCCCAUUUAUUAGUAACUGACAGUAAUUAUUUGAAUAAAUAUAUUGUACUGUAAAAUCUUAAAUAAAUUAGUGUUUUUUUAUUAUUAUAUAUUUGUGUUUUGAUGUCAUUAGUUACACGCAUUCAGUAUUAAAUCAAACUGUACUGUAGUUGGAUAUUUUUUAUUAUUAUUGUAGUUUGUUUUAAAAUAUGUUAGUGUUAUUGAUAUUUCAUUGGCUCAGUUACAUAUUCUACACCGAAUUUGUUUUUACCGGUACUACGAACUCAAACAUAUAAAUAUAUAUAUAUAUAUAUAU
Schistosoma spindalis is the source of this 6963-nucleotide messenger RNA. The record is from the annotation of a GenBank genome assembly. NCBI's taxonomy places the organism in Eukaryota, Metazoa, Platyhelminthes, Trematoda, Strigeidida, Schistosomatidae.